AUGACUUCGGUACCCAUUCACAGCUCUACCGAUGGCGGGGAUGGCAGCAGUUCAAGCAGGAAGAAGCAGAUUCUGCUGAACGCUUUUGACAUGUCCACCGUCGGGCACCUUUCUCCAGGACAGUGGAAGAACCCUGUCGAUAAAUCAGCAACCAAGAGAGACCUCGACUACUGGAUUAAUCUCGCAAAGUUGUUGGAAAGGGGCGGUAUCAAUGCCCUUUUCCUAGCCGACACGUACGGAGGUUACGAUACAUACGAAGGCAGUCUUGACAACUGCAUUCGUCGCGCGGCACAAUGGCCAAUGACCGAUCCUACGAUUCCAAUCAGUGCCAUGGCUGCAGUGACCAAGAACCUCUCGUUCGCCAUCACUGCGUCCACCUCCUUCGAGCCACCAUUUUUGCUUGCCAAGCGCCUGUCGAGCCUAGAUCAUUUCACAAGGGGUCGUAUUGGUUGGAACAUUGUCACUUCCUGGAAGAAGGCUGCUUUCAAGGCCAUCGGUCUUGACAGCCCGAUCCCUCACGAUGAGCGAUAUGCACAGGCGGAUGAGUAUUUGAGAGUGCUAUAUAAGCUUUGGGAAGGCUCAUGGGCGGAUGACGCAAUUACGCCUGAUCCCCAAAACGACAGCUAUGCCGACCCUGAUAAGAUCCGAACGAUUCAUCAUCACGGGAAGUUCUUCGAUCUUGACACACGCCACAUCGUCGACCCCUCCCCUCAGAGAACCCCCUUCCUGUUCCAGGCAGGCACGUCAACAGCUGGCUCCGAAUUUGCUGCUACCCAUGCUGAGGGCAUCUUUGUUUCCUCUCAUUCUCCUCAGCUCCUGAGGCCUAAGAUCAAGCAAAUUAGAGAGAAGGCGGCAGCACUUGGCCGAGACCCUCAAUCGUUGAAGUUUUUUGCAACCUUCACUCCUAUUAUCGGUCGAACAGACGAAGGGGCCCGGGCCAAGCACGAGGAGCUCAAGAAGUACGCCUCCGUGAUAGGUGGAUUGGUCCUUGUGAGUGGCUGGACGGGCAUUGAUCUCUCCAAGAUCCCUGUGGAUCAGGAGGUCACUGCUGCCGAUUCGUUGGAGGCGCAUAAGGUUCGCAGCAUUCUCGAUUCUUUCACUACUACGAGCGAGCACGUACCUAAAUGGACACCCCGUGUUAUCGCCGAGCGGGCGGCGAUUGGAGGCCUCGGCCCCGUAUCUGUUGGAAGUCCGGAGAAGGUGGCAGACGAGCUGGAGUACUGGGUUCGGGAGGGUGAUCUCGAUGGAUUCAAUCUAGGAUAUGUGACGACCCCUGGUACCUUUGAAGAUGUUGUUGAUCUUCUCAUCCCUGAGCUUCGGCGUCGUGGGAUUUACCCAGAGGCGCCCGCAGAGGAUGUGCGGCUGACGGCCAGAGAAAAGGUCUAUGGUGAGGGACAGAAGGGGUUGAGAGCUGAUCACCCAGGUUCUACCUACAAGUAUGAUGUCUACAGGGAGGAAAGCACAGAGCCAGAAAAGCACGCUCCAAGCCACUUGUCGUAG
Messenger RNA from Colletotrichum graminicola M1.001, 1500 nucleotides. Its product is annotated as HK97 family phage prohead protease. Bases 1 to 1500 code for a protein of 499 amino acids. Lineage: Eukaryota; Fungi; Ascomycota; Sordariomycetes; Glomerellales; Glomerellaceae. The record is from RefSeq and is a predicted model, not a curated record. The transcript is spliced from 4 exons. Gene Ontology annotation, molecular function: oxidoreductase activity, acting on paired donors, with incorporation or reduction of molecular oxygen; monooxygenase activity.